UCACUCUGUGUUACGACUUUUUAUGAUUUAGAGAGCAGGAAACGAUGUGGAAGAGUAAUUUUGCGCGCACUCCUAAACCGCACUGCAAAAACAACGAGUGUGCGCCGUGUGCGGUCAAGGUGAUUCACGCAGCUUUGUCAACUUUCCUCAAAGAGCUGCAAUUUCGGCUUUAGAGUAAAAUUGCGAUUUUUAUCCUGCGGUUGACCAUGUUUCGCGCGACAAUUUCUCCGAGAGAAAUUUUUCUCACACAUUUUAGCCACCUCCCGCAGCUGGGGUGCACGGUUCAGUGAGAAAAGGCGGCCUUUGAAUAUUGCCGGCCUCUGUGCAGAAGCGGGGACCGAAUUUUGCUCUGGGAAGCAGAACCACACUUUCGGUUUCGCGUCACAACAUAGCACGCACCACUCUUUCUUGUAUAAUCGGAGGGAAGACUGUGAAGUAAUUCCUUUCAGUUAAACACUUGCUAGUGGAGAACACACUAAUCGUUCUUGUCGACGGUAUAGUGAGUAGUUGCAAGAUGACGAGUGAGAAAGGUCAGAGAGCGACAGGAGUGCAGUGGCAGGUGGCCUUGUCUGAACUGCUGGUGUCUCUUCUGUCUAUCGAACUGCACUUGCUGGCGAUUAGCAACUCUCUCCGCUGGUUCUUAUACUCAGUUUUGCAAAUUCCGAAAGACCUAAUGGAGAACCUGUGGCAAUACUCAUUGGAAAAAUACUCAACUCCUCAGGACCAGAUGAUCUUUCUAGUCACAGGCACAAUUUUAGUGUCGCUGGUCGUCUAUUGGCUGUGGGGCAGCUUUUACAUCCUGCUUGACCUGACAGGGUGGCUCUCAAGUUACAACGUUCAGCCAGGAACAAACCAGCCCCUGAACCGCAAAAGACUAGCAAACACAAUCCUGCAGGUGCUGAUCAACCAGACUGUCGUUUCCUUCCCAGCCGCUGUUGCCGCUUUCUACCUGGCUGAUUAUACGGGCAAUCUCUUGACAUUUGACCAACUGAAAAGGGUGCCGCCCUUUUCUCAAGUGCUCAUUGAGUUUCCUUUGCUCGUACUCUGCCACGAAUUUGCAUUUUACUAUAGCCACAGGCUUCUUCACCACGGUUUGCUGUACAAAAUGAUCCACAAGCGUCAUCAUCAAUGGACAGCACCGAUUGCAGUGAUUGCCAUCGACUGCCACCCCGUGGAGCACGUUCUCGCUAACGUGGGCCCCGUACUUGUGGGCCCGGCCAUCGUGGGCUCCCACCCUCUAACGGCCUGGUUUUGGUUCUCCUACGUCACCUUCCAGACCCUGAAUGGCCACUCAGGGUACCACUGGCCGUGGUUCCAAUCUCCCGAGUUCCACGAUUAUCACCAUUUGAAGUUCAACCAGAACUAUGGCUCAAUUGGCUUUUUGGAUUACCUGCACGGAACGGACGCCAAGUGGAGAAAAAGUGUGCAGUUUAAGAGACAUUUUGUGAUUAAUGGAUUAAAACCGGCGACCCAAAUCGUGCCAGUAAAAGGGUCACAAAUUAUUGUCGAAUAAAGAAACGACAAAAAAUCAAUAAAAUGCAUGCAUAUACCUGAGCUUAUGUAUUUCCUAU
This is a messenger RNA of Cloeon dipterum, 1571 nucleotides long. Its product is annotated as fatty acid hydroxylase domain-containing protein 2-like. NCBI's taxonomy places the organism in Eukaryota, Metazoa, Arthropoda, Insecta, Ephemeroptera, Baetidae. The record is from RefSeq and is a predicted model, not a curated record. The coding region runs from base 515 to 1513 and encodes 332 amino acids. The transcript has 5 exons. Gene Ontology annotation, molecular function: iron ion binding; C-4 methylsterol oxidase activity. Gene Ontology annotation, cellular component: endoplasmic reticulum membrane. Gene Ontology annotation, biological process: sterol biosynthetic process.